Messenger RNA from Raphanus sativus (radish), 1391 nucleotides. Its product is annotated as carbon catabolite repressor protein 4 homolog 4. The transcript has 10 exons. The record is from RefSeq and is a predicted model, not a curated record. NCBI's taxonomy places the organism in Eukaryota, Viridiplantae, Streptophyta, Magnoliopsida, Brassicales, Brassicaceae. Gene Ontology annotation, molecular function: poly(A)-specific ribonuclease activity. The coding region runs from base 67 to 1242 and encodes 391 amino acids.
CCAACCUUGUAGCGUCGUCGUAAGCCAAAAAAAGGACGUUUAGUUUUAUAAGUGACGGCUAAAUAGAUGUAUAAUACUAAUAAUCUGCUGCUUCUUCAUCUUCCUCGUCCGAUUCUUCCUUCUUUCACCACCACCAGUACUUAUCGAGCCUGCAAGAAGAUCGUUUCGAAAAGAAUGAGUACGAAUCCUGCAGUGGAGCCUAAAGUUCGCAAAUUCGAAUCUGUUGAAGAAGGAGGAGCUGAUUUGAAGUCAGUAAGCAAAACUGAUGGUGGUAUCAGAUUCCGUCUCGUUUCCUAUAACAUAUUAGCUCAGGUUUAUGUGAAGAGCUCCCUUCUCCCACACUCCCCACCUGCCUGCCUCAAAUGGAAAGCCCGUUCACAGGCAAUUCUCGGCGUGCUCAAAAAACUCGAAGCUGACUUCUUCUGUUUACAGGAAGUAGAUGAGUACGAUAGCUUUUACAGGAAAAACAUGGACUCUCUGGGCUAUUCUGGGAUUUAUAUUCAGAGAAGCGGACAGAGGAAGCGUGACGGUUGUGCAAUCUUCUACAAGCCUAGCUGUGCAGAGUUAGUCGCCAAAGAACGGAUAGAAUAUAAUGAUCUUUUGGACUCAGUAAAGGCAGACAGUGUUUCCCGCAGUGAACAGGAUGAGAAAGCGAAAGAUUCUGGAAAAGACAGCCGUGACCUUAGUGAUCCACUAGUGAGACUAAAACGUGAUUGUGUUGGAAUGAUGGCUGCGUUUAGGAUCAACGAGCCGUUUCAUCACAUCGUCAUCGUGGCAAACACACAUCUUUACUGGGACCCGGAGCUGGCUGAUGUGAAGCUUGCACAAGCCAAGUAUCUACUUUCACGACUAGCUCAGUUCAAGAAACUAAUAUCAAAUGAAUUCGAGUGCACACCUUCCUUGUUACUAUCUGGUGACUUCAAUUCAAUUCCUGGGGAUAAGGUGUAUAGUUAUCUAGUAUCUGGUAACGGUAAACCUGCAGAGACCAUAGAAGAAGCACCAGUGCCUCUGUGUAGUGCCUAUGAAGUGACAAGAGGAGAGCCUAAGUUCACUAACUGCACUCCUGGCUUCACAAACACACUUGACUACAUCUUCUUCUCUCCUUCAGGCUUCAUCAAACCAGUGAGUAUCCUCCAGCUACCUGAACCGGAAUCUCCAGAUGUUGUCGGUUUCUUACCAAAUAAUCAUCACCCGAGUGAUCAUUUGCCGAUAGGAGCUGAGUUUGAGAUCAGUCGGGAAUAGAGAAUUUUGUUCUUGGGAAAGUUUUGUUGCAUUACUUCAUUGUUUCACCAUGAAAACUAUACAAAGUAUUGAAGGACUUGUGUUAGUCUCAAUAAAGUGAAAACUACUUUUUCGUAGGUUUUAAUUGAUUUAUAAAGAAUGUUUGAAUU